Molecule: messenger RNA, 1212 nt
Organism: Melitaea cinxia (Glanville fritillary)
Lineage: Eukaryota; Metazoa; Arthropoda; Insecta; Lepidoptera; Nymphalidae
Exons: 2
Coding region: 1-1212 (403 amino acids)
Source: RefSeq, a predicted model, not a curated record
AUGGAAAAGAAAUUAGUUAAAAAUUGUAAAAAAAAAUCUUUUAGCGGUGUCAAAUUACCUCCUAUCAGUAAAAAUAACAAUGAAAAUGUAAAAACAGUUUUGGAUGUGGAUCCUCAAUAUUUUUCAUUAGUUGGAGGUAGACCCAUUAAAAUAAAUAAGUCAAUUAGUAAAUAUAAACAAAAUAUUAGACAAAUAGCUUUAAAACGAACGCUUCACGGAUUUCUUAUGGACGAAAUGUUAAGAAUAACCAGGGAAAUUGAAACCGAAAGGAAAAUAUACUUUACAGCGUCGAAGCAUUUUGAAGAGUAUCAGCACAGUUUCGAUAAGUUUUUAGCAGAUGAUAACAAUAAAACGAUAGCUAUUAUGAAAAAAUCCGAUACUUUAGCCAAGGUGUUGACCAGUGAAACAGAAGAGAAUAAACAAGCAAAUUUUGAGUUGGCUACUAUAAAGUCAAAAUUACAAUAUAUCAAUGAAACCUUGCAAAUAUUGUUGUCCUUUAAAAAUUUCCUAUACAAAGCAGCGCCUAUUUUAUGGCAAGACAAACAUAAUGUUAAUUUAAAUCCGGAACAAUUUGAAAUUCUCAGUAUGGAUUCAGACAUUUUUGUAAAAAUUGAUAUAGAUCUAAUACGAGAACGUUUAAACAAUUUACCUCUUCCACGCCUGUACUUUGAAACUUCAGAUCAAUUACUUGACGUUUUUGGUUUGCUUGAGAAGCAAAAUCUUAAUUAUCUUUUAGUGACCGAGGAGUUAAAAACAGAGAAAAACAAAUUCUUAAAGUCUCUCGGGCUUUUAAAGUGUUUGCUUAGACUAGAGCUUGAAUAUGUUAAAGAAAAGCGAGAAAUCGAGUUAAAAGAUGUAUUUUUUCGGAUAUUAGAAGAUAAAAUCCAAUAUUUGGUAUCAUCAGAGACCGUGUUACAAAUUUAUAAUUAUGUGGAAUUUGCAUAUGAACAAGUUAUAGCUACAAAUGAUGCAAAUUUAAGUUCGUUAGAUAUGACAUUAUCUCUUGAAAGAGAAUAUGAUAGCUUAAUGCUGGAUUUAUCAGCGUUUGAUUUAGAUGUUAUAAAAUCUACCGAGAAAGAAACUUACGAAAAUGAAGCGAAAGAAGUAAAACUAGCUGAAGAUGCGAGCAAAAUAUUAAAAGAUGUUGAUAAAUUAAGUAAGCGAUUGAAAUCGUCUUUUAGACCAAUAAGGAAAAAAGUUAAUGAUUUGUAA